Molecule: messenger RNA, 843 nt
Organism: Mangifera indica (mango)
Lineage: Eukaryota; Viridiplantae; Streptophyta; Magnoliopsida; Sapindales; Anacardiaceae
Product: pentatricopeptide repeat-containing protein At1g62930, chloroplastic-like
Exons: 3
Coding region: 1-843 (280 amino acids)
Molecular function (GO): protein binding
Source: RefSeq, a predicted model, not a curated record
AUGACUUCAGAGGGAGUUAGGCCAAAUGUUGUUGCUUAUAAUACCUUGCUAUCUGGGUUUUUUAUGAACGGUAAUGUCAGACAUGGAAAAAAGCUAUUUGGUAAGAUGCAACUUAGUAAUUUGCCUCCCGACUUAUAUACGUAUAGUAUUCUUAUUGAUGGUUAUUGCAAAAAUGGUUGUGUUUUGGAGGCUGUUGAACUGUUCCAUACUUUAAUAAAUCAAAACAUUCAACCUGACAUCACAACUUUCAAUUGUCUCAUUAAUGGGUUGUGCAAAACAGGGAGACUCAAUAUUGCUUGGGAAAUGUUCAACAGAUUACAUAGUAAUGGCUUUGUUCCAGAUGUUAUUACAUAUAACAUUAUAAUGCAUGGAUUUUGUACGGAAGGAAAGUUAGAAAUGGCAGGUAAAUUUUUCUCAGAUAUGGAGCAAAAUGGUGUUGCGCCAGAUUUGGUCACUUUCAAUACGCUUAUGUCUGGUUUCUUGCAGAAUAAUGAGACUUUAAAAGUGGUGGAACUUCUUCACAAAAUGAAAGAGAGAAAUGUGAAACCAGAUGCAUCCACAGGUUCAAUAAUAUUAGAUUUACUGGGAAAGCAUGAAGAUUAUCAUGAAGAAAAUACUGACAAAGAUGCUCGUAAGGUUGUAGAUGGUUUAGCACCUACGGCCACUGAUCAAAAUGAUGCUAUUGAGAAAUGGAAACUUUAUUUCUUUGGAGAGAUGAAUCCCCUUUAUGAAGUCUCUAGUAAAAAGUUGGUGGUAGCUGAUGCUAAGUUGAACUUCGAUGAUGGUGCUGCCUUCCUGGUAGAAGGGAAUAUCUCUUGUGAUCCAUCACUAGAGGGUCCUUGA